GGGAACAAAUCUGUGCUAAAUUAGGCAUGGAGUAAAGCAAUCUAGUGAUUAUACCACCUGGUAAAGGGCUACUGUCAACUUGCAGAAAAUAAGGAGGACUCAUACCAAGAAGUUGUCUGAAACAGUGGUAGAGUUGCAGGCAAUUCCUUCAGGAAACUUGUGGAGGACAGAGGAAUUUUCUUCCGAAGACUGGAAAAGGGCAAACGUGGUGCCUGCCUCUUAAGAAGGUGGAAAAGGAGGAGUUGGGAAAUGGUAGAUAACUAAGCCUGGCUUCAGUAUUUGGAAAAAUAUUGGAAUCAUCCACCGAAGAAUCUGUUUGCAAGCACCCAGAAGACAACACAACCGGGAGAAAUGACCAACAGCAGCAGGGAAUGCAAUUUUACAGACAUCGACAGAAUAGCAAAGACCCUGCGGUUGGGGAUCUCCAUUCCCACCUUCAUUCUUGGGCUGGUUCUCAAUACCCUGGCCCUCGCUGUGUUCUGCUGCUUUUGGAAGAAACAAACCAAAACCUCAGUUUACAUGAUCAAUCUUGCGCUUGCAGAUGUCUUGCUACUUCUCUCACUCCCGCUCAAGCUGUACUACUCUAUCACAGCAGCGCCCGGACUCCUGUGCUCAUUCAUAGAGUCUCUCUAUUUCGUCAACACGUACGGCAGUAUCUUCAUCAUUGUCUGCAUUACUGUAGACAGAUAUAUCUGCAUAAGGCACCCAUUUGAAGGUCGAGCUAACCAAUCCCCCAAAUGGGCUAUCUUGAUUUGCUGUUUCAUCUGGGCAGUAGCUUGGCUUUGCAGCAGCCCAAUGUAUGUGUUUCACAAGAAAGAUUGUUUUAAAUGCUUUUACAACAUGUCAGAACAGGCGUGGAGCAUCCCCCUCAUUGUUUCUGUGGAAACCUUUGGAUUUCUGAUCCCACUCGCAGUAAUGGUUUUCUGCUCUGCCCAAAACAUAUGGAUUCUUCUGAAUCACAAAAGUCAAGCUAAAAAGAAGGUAGAAGGCAGUGGCUCCUUACGAGUCAUUAUCAUCAACCUCGUGGUGUUUUUGGUGUGCUUCACACCUGUCCACCUUGCGAUCUGCCUACAGUGCCUGGUAAGACAGCAUGUGAUAGUGGACUGCAGUCUGAAACAAACCAUCAGCCUCUUCAUUCAGGUGUCAAUGAUAUUAGCCAACCUGAACUGCUGCCUGGAUGCCAUUUUUUAUUACUUUGCUGCAAAAGAAUUUCGUGAGAAAACGCACCUGAAAAAGGUUAUUGAACUAUGUCCUGUCUUUAAGCCUUGUGCAGCAUGAUGGCACUGCCUGCAGUGGAAGAACACCUCUUCCUCGGCUCCCACUUGCCUCACAGGACACCAACAGCAUUAUCCCUGACAUAGCAGUAGGGUCACCUUGGCCACGGCAGGGACGGUGCAGGAGGGAGAAGGACAAAGUUUUUCUGGUGAAUGUGAACCUGUUCUGUAUUUUUCUUCCCUUUAAAGAUGAAAGGAGAAAAAUGUUGGGAAAAGGAACCAGCAUUAGCAAAAUGACAGACUGACCAAAAGAAGCAUUAGCCUUGACGGUAUCUAGUAAAUGUGAAAGGCUUGCCAGAGGAAAACUACCCAGACCACUGGAAUGCCACUUAAAAUCAGCCUUUGUCAUUGCUGCACCAGUUUACCUUUUGCCAACAUGAUCAGAAAGUUGCUGCUAAGGGCCAAACAUAGAAAUAACUAUUCAAAACCAUCUUUCUAACUUAGAAGGUAUCUGAGAGUUAAAAGGCAGUAUCCGGCCAAAUGACUGACUCUGCUUUUUCCUUCUGUAAGAUUUACAGAAGGUCACUGCCGGAGGUCAUUUACUUUGAGCAGCUUGGUCAGCCUGGAAUAAUUAAUAAUGAAUCCUCCCUCCUGUAAGCAUUAUACACUGGUCAGGGCUACUACAUAGGACAGCAGCCCCUACUAUUCCAUGGAGGAUGGGCUGCCCAGUAUACAACCCCAGCGGAGUAUCUUGGGUACCAGCAAUUCCUUGAGCAACAAACAUUUCUGAUUAUCUUCCCUGAGGAAUCAGCAUGGUUUUCUCCUGCAAUUUUAAAACUGGUUUUGUACAUGAAAACCAAAAAGAACCCCUUCAAAUAUGGCAUUUAGUGAAAGACUGUACGUGAUUAACUGUAUUUCUACAUCACUGUAUUUCUAUCAAAGAUAUAACAGGAUAAAUGUAUGUAAUUCUUCUGCCUGUCUUCUCAUUCUUUCCUGGAGGAGGGAAAUUAGGAAAGCAAGCCCUGCAUCACAGAAAAAUAGGGAGUACCUGUCAGAUCAAAACUCCUCACUCCCAGCUGGAAGACUAGACCAGCUCUGUCCACCUCAUUCCUUAGAGAAGUCCUUCUAGCCUGUACUGUACACUUCACAAAACGUCUCUGGACAUGCCUCAGCCCUUCUUGGUCAGCACUUCUGGUAUGUCACCACCCUUAUGCCAUUUGCAAGUUUGGCUCUGAGUCUAAACAAAAGGUUUCUUCGUUGCAAUUUAAGCCUACCAUUUCUUGUACCAUUAUGUUGGCAUGGUUCAUGCUCUUAGCCAGAAACACUUUCACAACAAGAAGUCCAUUGCUGUGCCUUUUAAAAACAGCUGUAAAAAUGGUCUAAGAUUGCUUGUAAUCAAGUCUUCAUUCUGGGGCAGACAUUCCCUUUAUUCAAAAUGUGAAAAGAAAUUACCUUCUGUCUGGAGCAAAUUAAAAAGGGAGGGGGCCAGUUUUGAAAAUACAGUUUGCUGUCAAUUGAUUUCCAUAGAAAUGAUUGAUUGUGCAAGUGGGCAGCUGCACAUAUCUAAUACCGGGCCUAAUGUAUGAGCAUUUCAAAACUUGUUAGUACUAAAACUAUGACCACAGCUGAGGCAUGCAAGGAGCUCAGACACAAAGAAAAGUUUUUAUCAUCAUUUUCACCAUUAUCUGCAGAGGGGCAAGAGGAAGAGCUUUCCAAAACCGUAGGUUUUCAAAACAUUAUUUGCUACUGCCUCAAUCAUUCAGAAAUUUGCAGCCUUUCUAAUAUGAGCUAACCUUUCUUUUUUGUGCCUUUCAUGUUACUUCACAUAUGAAAUAUGUGUGAGAGAGAAUAUGUUCUACUAA
Harpia harpyja (harpy eagle) is the source of this 3076-nucleotide messenger RNA. RefSeq names its product G protein-coupled receptor 55 (gene GPR55). The coding region runs from base 352 to 1278 and encodes 308 amino acids. Gene Ontology annotation, biological process: phospholipase C-activating G protein-coupled receptor signaling pathway; positive regulation of Rho protein signal transduction. Gene Ontology annotation, molecular function: G protein-coupled receptor activity. The record is from RefSeq and is a predicted model, not a curated record. Gene Ontology annotation, cellular component: membrane. NCBI's taxonomy places the organism in Eukaryota, Metazoa, Chordata, Aves, Accipitriformes, Accipitridae. The transcript has 3 exons.